Molecule: messenger RNA, 3054 nt
Organism: Mya arenaria
Lineage: Eukaryota; Metazoa; Mollusca; Bivalvia; Myida; Myidae
Exons: 2
Coding region: 84-2201 (705 amino acids)
Source: RefSeq, a predicted model, not a curated record
CCUAUAUAAAAGGGAAUACCACUCAAAUAGAAAGUACGUUCAAUUUUCCAAGUUUUGUGGUCCUUUCUAAGGGGUUUUAAAAAAUGGACCAGGAUCCAGAGUACCAACAUGUUAUGUCCCUGAGACUGUCCAGGGUUCUUGAGGACAUCGGGGUUACUAGACGACAGACGGUCAAGAUGAGAAGGAACACUUGGCUGGCGGCUGAGAAAAUUCAAACAGUCUUAGAAAGUAUCCCAAAUAGAAAAAAAACCUUAUACAUCUCUGGAAGCCAAAGUGAAGGCACAACAACUCUUGGAAUGGAGUCAGAUACAGAUUGUCUACGUUCAUUAAAUGACAGUCCUGUAUUUUUAGACUUGUCAGAAUGGCAGCCUUCUCCAAUUUGCAGUUUCCUGGUUCUACAAGAUGAGAGUUCUCCACCUCAACACUGCAACCUGCAAAUUCUCAGGUUUGAUCUUCCACUGCCAGCAACACUGGAUAUAAUAAAUAAAAAAAAUAAUGUUGAGGUGGAUUUGGAUGGCAGGGUGUUGUUAAAAAACACUAUCCAAGACUCAAAUCUUCAGAAGAAUUUUGGCGCUGAUUUCAUAAGACAAGGCCCAUCUAGAAGUGGAUCGAAAGAUGUUGAUAUUGUUUUUGCUUAUCACUGUGCGAAACAGCCAAAAGAGUGUCAAUUUCUUUUUCACAGACCGCGGCCUGGACACUGGCCCACGCCAGAUAUACUGGAACAGGCAAAACAGACUGGAACAUUCCUGGUGCCACAGGGACAUUCUGAAAGUUGUAAUCCAAAACUGGAAUGGAGAUUCUCAACUAACCUCAUAGAAAGACUGCUUAUGUUUAACCUCAACUCGACCAAAAUUAAGGCAUAUAUAUUCUUGAAAGUAUUGAGAAAGACUUAUUUCAAGGCUGUUGUAGGUGACCGGCUCAGCACAUUCCACAUUAAGACAGCCCUGUUGUUCACCAUAGAGAGCUACCCUUCUGAUAUUUGGCAGGAAGACAAUCUGCUUAAAUGUGUCAGCUUCUGCCUUACCACAAUGAAGCGCUGGUGCAAGAUGAACUAUUUCCCACAUUACACAAUCUCUGGGGUGGAUUUGUUUGUUGGAAAACUUAAAAAGUUUGAACUGCCACAAAUUUCAGCCAUGUUAUCAGACAUGAUAGAAAAUAUCAUGGUUUAUGUGGUCAAUAUAGAAAUGGAUGGGCUUGGUAGAAGAAUGUUGAAGCUAAUUGAUGCCAGAAACACACACAUAACAAGCACAAGGUAUGAGAACACAGUCAAAACAGCACGCUACUGCUGUGAUAAAAUCAUAUCAUUUUCUUGUUACAAUCAUUUUAUAAUGAAUGGUGAAUCUGCUUCUAUCAAGUCAACAAUAGAGAAGAUAGUUGUUUCUUUAAAUAAUAUUCUUAUGCAAAAUGACUUGAGCAUAAUUAUGAAAGACUUAGUGAGGGCAAAUUUACUCUUUCUGUUCAAUCAAUUAGCAACAUUCAAAGCUUCUAAGUGUAUAAAAUUACAUCAGCCAGUCACUGCUGACAUUUACAACCUGUACCAAGCAUCUUUGAACUCAGACGUAACAUCAAGCAGACUGAAGUUUGCCUCUAUGUUAUUCUGCACGGACCAGUAUGAGGAGGCAGCAGCAGUGUUGGAGCACACUGAGGCUCUGGUGCAUCCAGAUGUGUGGCAGUACACUUUUUGUAACAGAAGACAUCCUAUGCCUUCAAAUAAUAUUAUGAGAAGUCUUCUUGACAGGCCAAUGUUAGAAGUGAUCAGAACAUCAGCAGCAUUAAGUGUCCAUUUCCAUCGUCAAGAAGAACAUUGUGUGCCUAAGCAUCUGGUGUUUGAGAUGCACAGAACCAUCAACCAAGAAGAUAUUCAACACAGACACCUAGUACGUGAUAAAUGGAUGGAUUCUGCCGUCACUGAUUCCAUCCCGUUCCUCUACUACCUGCAGUACCUCACAUACAGACAACUUGGACACCAGGAUAGGAAACUUACUGCAAUGUGGAAACUUCGACACUACAUAAACCAUUAUAGUGAAGGAUAUGGUCAUAUAGAAACAGCAUUAAAUAUGCUUGGCCACUGCUUUGAAUUGGAGAAUAGGCUAGACCUGGCCUGGCAGUGUUAUAUAGAGUCACGGAGGGUCUAUCAACAUAACAAUGCUGCCAACUGGCACAUCAUGAAACUUUUAUACCAAGCCCUAGUCCAGGCAUAAGAAAGAGACAAAAAUGUUUUAUAAUCAAGUCAAAAGUAAACAUUACAUUUUGAGUUUCAUACAAGUUAUUUUGAAAAAAGAAUUCAAGCAUCCUUAAAAAUGUGGAAUGAAAUAUUACCGUAAAAGUAUGUAACCCUUGAUUGCUUCAAAUAGUGACUAUACUUAACCAUGCUUACAAACUAUUUUUGAUCUUGAAAUCAAUUUUUAUUUGAGCAAUAUGAUCUGUGAUGAGCAGAAAUGAAUAUCAUACUAAACUUUUGCAUUAUCUGUUUUUGAAUCACAUCAAACAUGUAUUUUAUAAAAUAAAGAAUGUUUGCAAAUUAUAUUAAACAUUGUAACCCAUGACCUGACACAUCAUCACAUAAUAUUAAGCAGCAGAGCUGGUAUACUCAUAAAACAUCAUAGGUCAUUUCUUAGGUUGAUUUCCGAAAACGUUCAUUAUCAAAUUAAGAAAAAAGUUUGUGUCUUUUUAAUAUUUAAUUAUGUAUAUUACAUAAAAGUUAUGAAAAUAAAGUAUUUAAGAUAGAAUUCAGUUAUUAUCUCAGAUGACCAGUGUGAUUCUUAAACCUUAGGAAAAUUGCUUCAGUUAGGAAAUGACUUAAUAAUUAUGUUUUAUGAAUACUGGCUCAGGUUUUAGUUUAAGCAACAAAAAACUCAUUUUGUGGCCUAAGUCAUGUUAACUACAAGACUUAUUUCUGCUUGUUAAGUACUACAUGUAAAAUUCUACAUUAAUCAUAAGACAUGCUUUUUUGUAGGGAUUUUUAUGUACUUAAUGAAACCUUUUCUAAAACAGAUGAUCUUUGUGUUUGUUUGUUUUCAAUCAAUUUGACUAUAAUAAAGUGAAGAACUUUCA